UCAGUAUUUACACAGACUGUCAACAAUAGUGCAGUGACGACGGUGGAGCCGAAUUUAUCCUCCGUAUCAGUAUGUGGCAAGAGGCUAAAUAGAAAAGUAGCUACUAUCCACAGCGGAGCUUUAUCCUAAUUUCAUUGAGUUAUUCCCAUGUCUCUCAUUUCCCCAGAGACAAGUGGCCUCAGAAUAGGAAAUGGAAUACGUAAAAGGUUUAAAUUGGCAUCUGAGGGGCUCAUUUAAUGAAACAGACUGUGGCAUCAACCUGAUCUAAAUUCAUUUAAUCAACUGUGAAUUAAAUCCAACUUGCAGGUCUUAAAUCGCUGUAAUAUCUUUGAAAUGUCUUUAGAGGGACUUCAAUUUUUUUAUUUUUUUUUUUUUAUUUCAAUUCAUUCUAAAUGAUCAGGAUGAGGAUUAGCGAGGGAGGAUUACCACAAAACCAAAACAGUAUUUUUCCCCCGUCCAUUAGCAUCCUGUCAGCAACGCCCUGCAUCCCAGACCGGCGUGCGUACCACACAGACGCACUAACCGGCAAGAGGAUAUACGUUGGCUGCUAUAUCGAGCUGCUGCUGCUGCUGCUGCUGCUGAAGCAUCUGCAGCGCUGUUUGGCUGUUUUUGGUCCAGAUGUCAGAGACAGAGAGGAGAUUGUCAUCAACGCCACUAAUGAGGAUGUGUGUGGGUAUUUCGAUGCCAGUUUGGAUGGAAUGGAUUCACUGAAAGGAAUAAUCCCACCGAGGAAGACAGACAACAUGACAGGCAUCCUGUUCCCCUGACGAUUCUCGGGGAUGCAGUCAUAGUUUGGGGCCGGACAUGGUUUUAAUCUGGGGAGUUGCUGUAGUGGAUGCGGGAUGGUGUGCGCCGCACCCCGAGAUAUAUUGAUAAGGACAACACAGCACUUUCCUUUAAUGCCUCUCGACCGAUACGGAUUUUUCCUGGACUGUGGCGCACAGUGAGCAUCUUGUUGUUUUUUUUACCGGCUGGCACGGUUUGGGGACCUUCUGAUGUAGAGGGAUUGUGCUGUUUCGUCUGAAAGGAUCAACUGAGCACUGUUGCUCUCACCCAGAGAGGAGAACCAGGGCUGAGCUGCUCACCUGGUCAUUUCAACACACAAUAUUAACAUGGCCGAGAGGACACUGGAACAGGGCUCGGUCAGCAUCCCCAUGGAGGAGACCAAACUCCAAGGCGGAGCGCCUCCGGAGGCGCCACUGCUCAUCCACUUGAAGAAAGUGGAGAACCACAUCACUGAGGCUCAACGCUUCUCCCACCUCCCACGCCGCUCUACUGUGGACCUGGAGUUCAAUGAGCUCUCGUACACCAUCCGCGAGGGUCCCUGGUGGAGGAGGAGAGGUUACAAAGCCCUCCUCAAGUGUCUGUCUGGAAGAUUCAAAAGCAAAGAGCUGAUUGGCAUAAUGGGGCCUUCUGGAGCUGGGAAAUCCACUCUGAUGAAUAUUCUGGCGGGAUACAGGGAGACGGGCAUGAAGGGCCAGAUCCUGGUGAAUGGUCGACCGAGGGACCUGAGGACCUUCAGGAAGAUGUCCUGCUACAUCAUGCAGGAUGACAUGCUGCUGCCACACCUCACUGUGAGGGAGGCCAUGAUGGUUUCUGCCAAUCUGAAACUGAAUGAGAGCAUGCAGGUCAAAAAAGAGCUUGUGGAUGAGAUCCUGACUGCUCUGGGUCUUCAGGAGUGUGCUCAGACACGCACCAACUGUCUCUCUGGAGGCCAGUGUAAAAGACUGGCCAUCGCCCUCGAGCUGGUCAACAAUCCUCCUGUCAUGUUCUUUGAUGAGCCCACCAGUGGUUUGGACAGUGCGUCCUGCUUCCAGGUGGUUUCUCUCAUGAAGUCUUUGGCUCUGGGAGGACGGUCAAUUAUCUGCACCAUUCACCAGCCCAGUGCCAAGCUCUUUGAGAUGUUUGAUAAGCUGUACAUCCUCAGUCAGGGUCAGUGCAUAUACAAGGGCACAGUCCCGUACCUCAUCCCUUAUCUGAAGAACCUGGGCCUCCACUGUCCAACGUAUCACAAUCCUGCUGACUUCAUCAUUGAGGUGGCGUCAGGGGAGUAUGGGGAUCUUAAUCCAGUGCUGUUUGAGGCUGUCCAGGGUGGACUGUGUUCCGAGGAGGGCAAGAAGAACUCCAGAGACAAAAAUGGCUCUUCCUCUCCCUCUCAUUGUCCCACUGACACAGGAACACUUGAGAAACAUAGCUUUGCCACCAGUACAUUCACACAGUUCUGCAUCCUCUUCAAAAGAACUUUUGUAACAAUAUGCAGAGACAUGGUGCUGACCCACCUCAGGGUGAUGUCCCAUAUUUGUAUUGGAGUGCUGAUUGGCCUGCUUUAUCUCAACAUUGGAAAUGAUGCCAGCAAGGUCUUCAACAACACUGGUUUCCUCUUUUUCUCCAUGUUGUUCCUCAUGUUUGCUGCCCUGAUGCCCACCAUCCUAACUUUUCCUCUGGAGAUGUCCGUGUUUAUGAGGGAACAUCUCAACUACUGGUACAGCCUGAAGGCCUAUUAUUUGGCCAAAACCAUGGCUGAUAUACCAUUUCAGGUGCUUUGUCCAAUCAUGUACUGUAGUAUAGUGUACUGGAUGACUGAUCAGCCUCCAGAGGCGGCUCGCUACCUGCUCUUCAUGGCCUUGUCCACAUCCACGGCCCUGGUGGCCCAAUCCCUAGGUCUGCUUAUAGGGGCUGCAUCCACGUCUCUUCAGGUAGCAACCUUCGUGGGUCCAGUCACAGCCAUACCUGUACUACUCUUCUCUGGCUUCUUUGUCAAUUUUGACACCAUUCCCAAAUACCUACAGUGGAGCUCUUAUGUUUCCUAUGUCAGGUACGGCUUUGAGGGGGUGAUACUCUCUAUCUAUGGGAUGAACCGGUCGGAGCUGGAGUGUCCGGGCGUGGUGUGUAAGUUCCAAAAGCCAGAAGAGGUCCUGCAGCUGCUGGAUGUGCAGGAUGCGAAGCUCUACGUGGACUUCAUUGCGCUGGGGGUUUUCUUCCUGGUCCUUAGACUGGCUACUUACCUGGUUCUACGCUACAAAGUCAAGUCAGAGCGGUAAGACGUCCAGAUGAUGGAUUUGGACGCCUGCACAUUACCCGGCAGUGUGGGAUAGUAAGCAAACAUAUAGUCUCUCUUUCUCUGUCUUUACUUUACAUACAUGUACAAAAACAAACACAAGUCCAGCACAUACAAUCAUCAGAAACUGCUGCACUACCAAACUGCACAGUAUAAUAUGCUCUUUUAAUCGGUUUGUUAUUCAAGAAAAAAGGAAUAGUGUUGUUCUGUCUCCCAUUCUUACAUGUCCUUCAGGUAAUAGUAUUUUCCACCCAGCAUUACCUUCCAAAAAUAUUGUGUAUCUGCACUAUACAUAAACAGAAUACCCAACUUGGUAUCAGAAAGCAUGUGUCUUUAAACUGAGAAAUUUGGAUUUAGCCCCCGGGUUUAUGGGGAGCCAUGGUGACCAUCAUGGUGCAGGAGUGUCCAAUAACGUGUAGCUUCUCAAUUUAAUGCCUAAAAGGAUAAUCCAAGGUUAUCUUUGGAUCAGAAUCCCGUUAAUUGAUUUGUCAUUGGACAGCACCCAUGAAGAUGGCACAGGAACACGAUUUCAAGAUGGAUUCCCUCUUAUUUCCAUCAGGAAAAGUGGAAACUUUCAGUGUCAGAAAGCUUUUGUGCGGCUUCUCACUCCCCUGUAAGAUCAUCUCAUCAGGUAUCCUUUCCAAGACGCUGAACACGAUGGCUUUUCUUUACGGAGUAGGACCUUAACAAACCGACAUGUCAGUGGAUGACUUUCCUCACUUUCCAUCUGCAGUGUGAAUCAUUUUUGCAGGACCUUCUGCCCUACCAUUGAAGGUGGUAGAGCGUUUAGACGUGGAUGAAAUGUUCGUAAAAAUGUCGUCUUAUACAAAAGACCGGUGUGGCUUCACCCUGCAACCAGGCCUAUGAUUCCUGCUCCUUAAUAUAACACGUUUGUUUCCUCUGUAAGAGAGGAAGCAUUCAGGGAACAGGGAGCAGAUUGUGAAAUCAAGCAUGACUGCGGUUUCUAGCCUGAUGCAGAGGACUGUUGCACAGAAGGAAUGGUGUUUCAGGUGAAGUGCAACAGCCUAUUCUGUAGUUCAAAAAAGUCUAAACGGCGUCGCUCUUUUGACACAUUUCUUUGAACUGCUUGUUUCCACUGGUUGUAUGACUCUUUAGCUGCCUCCACCCUAAGCUACGAAGGGAAAUAACAUUUUGUUCUCUCCUUCUCUUCUUCUUCUGCUUUGCUGAUGUCUGACAAAAGGGUUGUUGUCCAAAACAAUGCUAGAUACUUGAAAUGCUGGCUGGGCAGUUUCUGUGCCUCUGAUCUAGAAUGAUUUGAGUUUCCUCUGCUUAAUUAUUUGCACAUACACCUUAUGUCAAUGUACAUGCCAGUUCACACACACACACACACACACACACACACACACACACACACACACACGCAUACACACACACAGCUCACAAGCAAACAAUGUUUAGAAGAGACCUCCUUGUUGCGGGGCAAUGCAAAUAUUUUACAAUAGACUUGCUAUGAAAUGUUUCUUACUUAAACUAUGCUACUUAGUAACCCUUAUUAUAAAGCAUAAAAUAAUAAGUAUAUAAUCAACGAUUGUACAGUGAAUAUGUCAUGCUGUAAACAAAUGUACAUUUGCACUUUUCAAUGUUUGUUCUUUUUUAUUUAUUUGUAUUUCAUUUUAUUUUUAUAUAUCUAUGUGAUGCUUGAAAGUAUAACAGGAAAACAGCAACCGAAUGUUGCAUGUUCACAUUAGGAAUGAAAUUUAUGAAAUACAAAAUUUCAGAGUGAAGCGUAACGAUUUUAUUUCCCCAUCCAAAUGUGUAUAUCCUGCCAUGUUUGAGGAGAUGCAAAUCCUCUGCUUUCUGCCGAACAUUUAUAGAAUACCUGUAAUCGAGUGCGUCACCGCUGUAGACAAAAAAAGAUAGAAUCGGGAGUGAGAAGUACCGUAGAAAUGUGUGAAAUGUGCUGGAAGGCAGACAACUAAAUGUAUCAUUAUGUAGCUAAAGAGAUUGGCGGUCUCUUUAGGAACAAACUGGAUCAGUGAAGCAGAUCAGUGAUCGUAGAUCUGCUUCACUUUUCAGCAGGUGGAGUCCUGCUCUGACAGAAAGCUGCAAGUGGAGGUUUGGAUUCUGUCAUUAAUAGCAAUAGUCAACAUUGUGAUGUUUAAUUGUUAUACCUCCCACUGCUGUGGCAUCAGCCAGUUCAUAUGUUUUAUAUUAAGACCUUGAUAUGAGGCCUUUCGUUCCUACCAGUUUUAUUAUGUGCAAUAACCAUCCAAAGGUGUUUUAACUCUAUCAGGCCAAUUUCAACAGAGGAAAAUGUGAAAUGUCUGUCUCGUUUUCAUCUUUUCAUUUUAGUUAGUGUUUUUGUUGCUUCUGUUCAUUAACUCAUUUGGUGGGUGUGUUUACUUUAAUGGAUGAACAUCUCGAGGAUUUAAUUGGAGGGACAGAAGCAGAAUAAUAAUAGAAAAAUGUACUGUAGACGGGUGCUAGAUAAGCUAAAGCUACCUGGCAGAUAUUUCCAUUUUAAUGUCAGACCCCGUCAAUUGGUUCUCGAGUUAAUGGAGGACAACGUGUAGAGUGGGAGAAGUAUUGCAUAAAAUCAGUUUUACUGUCAACACAGCAGAUAUAUGUUUUAACUUAAAAUAUAUUAAAAUCCAUGAGUUAAUACCAGACCUGCAGGUAUGACUUUGUAUGGUAAAAAAAAAGAGAAAAGAAACAGCUCCAACCCUGGAACAAAGCAGGGAUAAUUGUCAGUGUUGAAGUCAUUAACCAGUCCGUCUCGUCCUGAAGUCUUAAGGCCUAUGGCACAAAAAAAAAACUGUUAAUCUUGUGACCAAAGAAAGAGCUCUAAAAAAGUCGGCCCCAAUGUGUGUAGUGGUUCAAAUCCAGAUGGAUUUUCCUGAUUUCUUAAGAUUUGUUUUUCAGUGUCCCUUCCAGGUCAAAGUGGUCAUCACUGACAGAUAUGAUUUGGCUCCACUGGAGAUACUAAAAUCACGUAUAAGCAGUGUUCUAUAAGUGACUGUGUAUGUUGACGAGCGUAUGGUCAAGUCAAAAUGCUUCGCUCUCUUUGACAUUUUAAUUCAUCAUGUCACUAUUCUCUAUUUCACCUGUUUGUCAUAAUAAGCCACCUGACUUCUGUGCACUCUUUCAUGCAUGGUAAAUAAUAAUAUACAGAAAGCUAUGUUGGCUGAUUGAAAAUGAAUCAUAGAAUGGAAGGCUGUUUAACACUGAUUGUUUUUUUCUUUCAUUUUUGUUUGUCUCAAUUUGUUUUCAUUUACAGUUUAAUUUAUGGUUUCUCAACUCGUAAAAAAUGCAAGUUCUGUAUACUGAACGCUGUUCCAAGGAUUAUAAUAAAGAUCAUUUAUAACCUU
Anarrhichthys ocellatus (wolf-eel) is the source of this 6387-nucleotide messenger RNA. It is a transcript of the gene abcg4a, whose product is annotated as ATP-binding cassette, sub-family G (WHITE), member 4a. The record is from RefSeq and is a predicted model, not a curated record. Gene Ontology annotation, cellular component: plasma membrane. Gene Ontology annotation, molecular function: ABC-type sterol transporter activity; ATP binding; ATP hydrolysis activity. The transcript is spliced from 15 exons. Gene Ontology annotation, biological process: cholesterol homeostasis; transmembrane transport; cholesterol efflux. Bases 1113 to 3041 code for a protein of 642 amino acids. NCBI's taxonomy places the organism in Eukaryota, Metazoa, Chordata, Actinopteri, Perciformes, Anarhichadidae.